Molecule: messenger RNA, 4462 nt
Organism: Nothobranchius furzeri (turquoise killifish)
Lineage: Eukaryota; Metazoa; Chordata; Actinopteri; Cyprinodontiformes; Nothobranchiidae
Product: RNA-binding motif, single-stranded-interacting protein 2
Molecular function (GO): mRNA binding
Source: RefSeq, a predicted model, not a curated record
AUCUCCUGAGGGUAAAAGCUUCCCGCUCUCGCCCUGACAUGGAGAUAAGAGAUCCGACUGAAGCUUUAAACAUAUAGGCUGUGCGUGAGGGGAGUCCAUCAGAGCGACUCCAAUCACCGCCGCUGUUCCUGGCUAAAUUUCCCUGCCUGACGUCAGCUGACUCUCAGCUCCUCCGGACACAGCGCCGCGUAAAAAAUGCUGCUCUCGGUGCCGCCAAGGACAGGAAUCAGCCCGUACAACGGCUACACCGGAAAAAACAUCAAGAAGACAUAUGUGUCCCCCUCCAGCCAUCACAUGGCUUCUCCAAGCCCCAACAGCAACAACAGUAGCAGCACUAUCACCCUCAGCAACGGCGGCAGCAACAGCACUGGAGGAGAGCAGCUCAGCAAAACCAACCUUUACAUCCGUGGCCUUCCUCCAGGAACCACAGACCAGGAUCUGGUCAAACUCUGCCAGCCAUAUGGGAAAAUUGUGUCCACCAAGGCCAUCUUGGACAAGACAACCAACAAAUGCAAAGGCUACGGUUUUGUGGACUUUGACAGUCCGGGUGCAGCUCAGAAAGCUGUCACAGCACUGAAGGCUGGAGGAGUCCAGGCUCAGAUGGCCAAGCAGCAGGAGCAAGACCCCACCAACUUAUACAUCUCCAACCUGCCUCUGUCCAUGGAUGAGCAGGAGCUCGAGAGCAUGCUGAAGCCUUUCAGUCAGGCCAUUUCCACUCGCAUCCUCCGCGAUGCCAACGGGACCAGCCGAGGCGUGGGCUUUGCCAGGAUGGAGUCAACAGAGAAAUGUGAGGCCAUCAUCCAACAUUUUAAUGGAAAAUAUAUCAAAACUCCUCCUGGAGUACCAGUUCCAUCAGAACCUUUGCUGUGUAAAUUUGCUGAUGGAGGCCAGAAGAAGCGUCAGAGCCAAGGGAAGUACCUGCAUAACGGACGGCCCUGGACACGAGACGGAGAGUCUGGAGGAAUCACGCUGACCUAUGACCCCACCACAGCCUUACAGAAUGGGUUCUACUCCUCUCCUUAUAGCCUUGCUCCAAAUCGAAUGAUCGGGCCAGCCUCCCUCUCGCCAUACAUGGCUUCACCUGUGUCCACCUAUCAGUUACACAAUCCAUCCUGGAUACAUCAGUCAUACAUAAUGCCACCCACAGGACCAGUACUCGCAUCAGGAAUGGAGCACACCAUGUCCAUCCAGCCAACUUCGAUGAUCGGGCCUCUGACGCAGCAACUCAGUCACCUUUCUAUGGGCAGCAGUGGUACAUAUUUGCCUGCAAACACAUCUAUGCAGGGGACCUACAUGCCCCCGUACACCCAAGUGCCUGCCACCAACAUCUCAGUCGAGGAAAGUGCCGUCCAACAGCCUGUUGCCAUAGAAACACCCACAGAACAUGCAACCUACUCCUACCAGCAUAACAAGUGAAGAGUUGGUGUCUGUGGCAGAUCUUCCUUCGGAGCCUGGAGCUGCCGUCACAAGGCCCAAGUGCUGAAUCUCGCAGCAUGGCGACUCUGUAGCGUCGGACAUCCUGUGGGGGAGAACAUGAACUGUUCCACGUUCAAAAGGGACAUUAAAACAAGAUAUUUUCUAUGAACUCAUAUUUGAAAGCAAGCAAGCGAAGCUGGACGACGGUGUGAGGACAAGAACAGAAAUGAACAUAAAAGUCAGAAAGUCACACACACACAAACACACUACAUGCUAAAUUCUUCUCCAGUGAGCUAGAAGGAACCAGGAAAAUAAUAUUUCCACAUUUUUUAUUAUUAUUUUCUGAGUCCUGUUUUGUUUCGAUCUUUUGUAAAAUAUGCAGGUUUUCAUCUGAUCUUUUUUUUUCUGUUUUGUACAUAUUUUCUCGUGUCCUAGUUUUAUUGCUCAUUGCAAAAAAAUUAACUGAAGUACUUCAAAGAACUUAUUAUAGACAGGUAUGACUUGACACAGUUUUCUCUUGAAGUGUUGGCAAGUUUAUCAGGUAUAAAACUUUGCCUCAGGCCGUCUGACUUCCUUCUUACUUUGGGGCACUUGACUCUCGGAUGAUUUAUUGUUUAAAUAUUUUCUGCAAAGCUUCUGACAAUCACACGACAAAUUUAUCAGUGAGGAUGUUUUUAUGAAGUAGAUUUAAAGCAUUCCAGUUACAGUGGCAUGCAAAACAUUUGCCAAAAUGUUUUUGCGAGAUAAAGAUGACCUAAAUUCCAAAUGUCAUGUACUCAAAAUUAAAUGUCUUCAAUGUUUUAAGCAGGUUUACAGCUUAUUUCAGAUUUUACUCUUCAAAAUAAAAGAGAUGAGGGUCAUCUUUUUUGUGAGUUUCUUACACAUUCCUUCUCUGAAGAACUGAAGAUUGAGCAAGGGUUUUUAUUUAUUUUGAAAUUCACAUAAGAGGAUGGAAACAUCUCACCAUUGGCUUUUUCAUGCACAGUUACAAAGGAUGCGUGAUCUAACCGAAACCCAUUCUUUUUUCCACCAAUGUUUGUAAUAAAAAGCCCAAAUUGAUGAAAUCCCUCUUCAUGUCUUUGAAAUUCACUAUUUGUGACAAAUUAGAAAUUUUCUGCAUCCUAUACAACUUGUUUCCUAAAUGCACGAAACAUUUUAUAGAUGCUACUUUGCAGUUUUGUAAAAUUUUUGAGAAUUUACUUUUAGGUUUAUGUUUGAUGCAAAUGCAAAAAUGUUAUUGGAGCCCUCAGAUCUUAUUUUUUAGAUGUAAAAAGUAUUUUCUAAAAUCAAAGCAACGAUCUAAACUUGCGUAAAUCGACGAGGACCUUAAAAUUGAAUCCUUUUGCUUGUUAAUCUCUGAAGUACAAAGACCCAAUUUUGCAUGCCACUGCAUUAUUGUAAAAACUAGAAAAUGUAUUAUUUUAUUUCACUUUGAGCUGUUUGGAACAAUUCAAUCCAAAGUUUCUCAACAGGGAUCAAAACACCCAGAGCUGCCUGUAAGUCAGAGAAACUUUUAUUUUUUGGUUUGCUUUCUAACUGAUGAAGUCACAUCAUACAUGAUGAAAGGAUUUGCAGCAUGUUUUGUAUUUUUUAUGGUAAUUUCUGAAUUUCUCAUCAAUUCUUGUAAAACCAUAUUUUAUGAACUAAGCAGAUGUUCCUUCAAGAGCAAGGCUCCAUCCAGUUUUGUCUUCACCAGUAUGAAAAAACACUAUUUUGGCUGGAUUCUGUAUAAAGAUGCUUUUAUACUGGCUGUUGCUGUAUGUCUGCAUCUUUUGAAUUGUUGGUUUCAAUCACCAUUGUUUGAGACAUUUUGUUAUUUAAAGUAUUUUUUUUUCUUGAUGGAUCGUAUUUAAAAAAAAAAAGCAUCAAUUUUUAUUUUUGAUAGGGUGUUGCGUCCUGCAGAUGGUAGAGUCGUCUUAACUAGUGGUGACAUUUUAUGUUUGUUCUGGUUUAUUGUUGAAGUCAAAGCAGUUUUAAUGUUUUAACAUACAUUUUUACAAAGCUUGUGUCAUGAUUGUUGGCACUUUUUUCUUUGCAUGACUCCAGAUCAUAAUGAUAUUUAUGUUUGUUAGUGUUAGUUUCAGAUAAGCUGUUACAGUCAAACCCAAAGCAGAUGGGAUCAGUGACAGUGAAAUAAUUGUGCUCAAAACCUCAACUUACCUCAUUUUGCAACUCAAGACUGUGUACAAGGUUAACAGGAAGCGACCAAAUGCAGUCGGUCUUAGACUGCUCACAGCUGGUUCUGUGUCCACAUCCUUUAACUCAUCCAUUCAAUGUUUGGAAGCUACGCCCGAGAUCAGUCAUCUAUGCAAUAAUUGCCAUCCAUAUAAAUGCAAUAAGAAAAACAUCCAAAAGACACAUCACCGCCACACAAUGUGGCUUCAAAUUUCAUGGCUUUUAUCUUUUACUAGAAUUUUUUGUUUGAAUUGGUUCAUUAUUUGUGAACAAAUUAGUACAAAAAGGGAGUUAUGAAGUCAAUGACCCACAAGCUAUUUGUUUUUGUGUGUUUGAAAGGUUUUAUUUAAAAACAACAUAUUUGUGCUUAAAACGUGACUCCACUCCCUGCUAUUUCAUCUUCUCCAGCAUCCAUCCCUUUGAAAUGACUCACACAGAAAUGCCUUAGACUUCACUGGAAGGGAUUGUGAAACGCUACUCAGUUUUCUGGGCUUCUUAUCUGACUGGAAUUGUUUUCAUGCACUGCAAAUGUUAAAAAGUGUUUUCUUAAACUACUCAGAACACAAAUAUAGAAACUGACAUGUCUGAACAUCGUUUUCAGUCCUGAACAUUGAUGUAAAGUCAGCUUGAACUGAAGUACCCACUGCUGCUGCUAAUUUUGGAUUGCUAUCACUUAUAGCUGAAGGCCAUUCAAAGUUUCAUAUGUGAGGACAACGUGUAAGUCUUGUUUUCCGCAUCGGUUUCUCCCCAGUAAUACUUGUACCACCAUGCUGGAUUAUGCUUUCCUUGGAAGAGGGAAAACAUGCAAAUUCCUUCCAAAUGAAAACUUCUCUCUUGGUUUGAUUUUUUAAAUAAAUGUUUUUCCACUGUA